Messenger RNA from Odobenus rosmarus divergens (Pacific walrus), 1540 nucleotides. It is a transcript of the gene RELT, whose product is annotated as RELT tumor necrosis factor receptor. Bases 9 to 1301 code for a protein of 430 amino acids. Gene Ontology annotation, biological process: amelogenesis; apoptotic process. Gene Ontology annotation, molecular function: protein binding. The record is from RefSeq and is a predicted model, not a curated record. Lineage: Eukaryota; Metazoa; Chordata; Mammalia; Carnivora; Odobenidae. The transcript is spliced from 10 exons.
GCCUGAGGAUGAAGCUGAGCCCGCCACAUUGGCCCCUGUCCUGCCUUUUUGUGCUGCUGCCUUGGCGUCUGGCCUCUCCACUGUCAACGACCUCGUGGCAGUGCCCACCUGGGAAGGAGCCCAACCUGGACCUGGGGCAGGGCACAUUGUGCAGGUCCUGUCCCCCUGGCACUUUCUCUGCUUCAUGGGGCCCCGGCCCGUGCCAGGCCCACUCCCGCUGCAGCCCUCGAGGGAGGCUGGAGGCCCAGGCAGGCACAGCGACUCAAGACACACUAUGUGGAGACUGCCAGCCUGGGUGGGUUGCCACUUCGGGGGUCCCCCAUGUCCCCUGUCAGCCAUGCUCCUGGACACCUCUGGGUACUCGCAGCUGCUCUGAGCGGGGACGGCGGGCCCGACGUGGCGUGGAGGUAGCAGCAGGGGCCACCCGCGCUGGGGACACGCGGCGGCCUGGGAAUGGCACCCGGGCCGGCGGCCCCGAGGAGACGGCGGCCCAGUACGCGGUCAUUGCCAUCGUGCCUGUCUUCUGCCUCAUGGGGCUGCUGGGCAUCCUGGUGUGUAACCUGCUCAAGCGGAAGGGCUACCACUGCACGGCCCACAAGGAGGUCGGGCCCGGCCCUGGAGGUGGAGGCAGCGGGAUCAACCCCCCCUACAGGGCUGAAGAUGCCAACGAGGACACCAUUGGGGUCCUGGUCCGCCUGAUCACAGAGAAGAAAGAGAAUGCUGCGGCCCUGGAGGAGCUGCUGAAGGAGUAUCACAGCAAACAGCUGGUGCAGACCAGCCACAGGCCUGUGCCCAGGCUGCCGCCGGGCCCCCCCAGCACGCCACACAUCUGCCCGCAUCGCCACCACCUCCACACCGUGCAGGGCCUGGCCUCGCUCUCCGGCCCCUGCUGCUCCCGCUGUAGCCAGAAGAAGUGGCCUGAGGUGCUGCUGUCCCCUGAGGCCGCAGCUGCUGCUGCCCCCACUCCCCGACUCCUGCCCAACCCGGCCAGGGCUCCCAAGGCGGGGGCCAAGGCAGGACGCCAGGGCGAGAUCACCAUCUUGUCUGUGGGCAGGUUCCGAGUGGCCCGAAUUCCGGAGCAGCGGUCAAGUUCAGCAGCCUCUGAGGUGAAGACUAUCACGGAGGCUGGGCCCUCGGGGGGUGACCUCCCUGAUUCCCCACAACCCGGUCUCCCCACUGAGCAGCGGGCCCUGCUGGCAAGUGGUGGAAGCCAUGCUAAGUGGCUGAAGCCCCCGGCAGAGAACAAGGCUGAGGAGAACCGCUACGUGGUCCGGCUAAGUGAGAGCAACCUGGUUAUCUGAUGGUCUGCCUCAGCUGAGGACACUGCGGCCCUGUCCUGGGAGGUUCUGAAGGCUUCCUGGAGGAGGUAGAGCUGCAGCUGGGCCCAUAAGGAUCAAGAAGCAAUGGUCCAGCAGACAGAAGAGCAAAGGCCAAGGCCUGGAGGUGGGAGUGUCUGCCCCCGUGCAGAGGCCAGUGCUGGUGGGUGCUGCGUGCAGGAGCAGGUUGAGAGCCCCUCUCCUGCCCCUGUGCCCUGCCCUGA